Trematosphaeria pertusa is the source of this 1267-nucleotide messenger RNA. RefSeq lists its product as uncharacterized. The transcript has 2 exons. Bases 141 to 1055 code for a protein of 304 amino acids. NCBI's taxonomy places the organism in Eukaryota, Fungi, Ascomycota, Dothideomycetes, Pleosporales, Trematosphaeriaceae. The record is from RefSeq and is a predicted model, not a curated record.
AUACCAUUCACGCCGAAGAGCGUUCGAAAAUCUUCCCAGAACCUUCACAUACCAGUAGAGCGCGCUUAGCUCCGACUAGAAGCCGGAACCAAUACCAAAGCAACGGCAUCUCGAGCCUGUCAGCGGUGACACGCCCCACCAUGGCCGGCCCGAAAUCCAAUACCUCAGGUCAACACCACCGUCCAAACCGCGGCGCUCAUUCGAACGGAGUCCCAGAGCACAAGGAUGAUGCACUCGGCGCUUUCAUCUUUCCUGCACCAAAUUCGGCAUGGCAUGGCCCAGAUCCGUUGCCGCUCCGCUCAGAGAUCCUAAAUUCUUUUCAAAGGGUGUUCGACAUUGACAUGCCAAUACAUCACACGACCCGCUUCACAACCAAGAAAGGCGACGACGUUUACGCGUUCCUUGCACAUGAAGCGCUCAAUGCCCACUCCGAGGACUCGCCUUCACAGGACAUGGACGCUAUGGGUGUCUUAGUUUUCCCACGGCUACAUCAUCUCAACCUACACGGCUAUGAAGCUGAACUAGAGUCGGAGCUUCAUCAGCUUUGCGAUAAGGAAACCACGAGCAAAGAGCAGCUAGAUCGUCUGAGAGUACUCCUUCGGAACUAUUGCCAAGCAAUCAGAGACUACCAAUAUAUGUGCGAACUCCAGUUCAAGCCACCUUCCUCCAAGAAGCUGUUCCCAUUCCACGAGACGCUCCUACCAACUCUCAACAAACGCUUAAACUCGGAUCCCAACGGCGUUACAUAUCAGAACGCGUGGCAGGACAACAUCUAUCGCGGCAUAGUCACCUCGUAUAUGUAUUGGACGGAUGGGCUGAUGUCCAAAGUCUGGGGUGCCUUGUUCGGCUUGAUGCUCAUUGUUCCCAUGCUCAUCUUGACACUACAUUCGAUCAUCAAGACGAACCCAAUAGCUUCCUCUCUGUGUAUUCUUGGGGUCGCUAUGGGAAUAGUCUCUCUAUCUAGGAGGACCUGGAGGGAUGUCCUCGAAUUGACGGCGGCUUAUGCGGCCAUUCUAGUCAUCUUCGUUGGAACGAGCAGAGCUAGUCAAGGAUAGAAUGGAUGUCGGUUCUGAAUGCCAGAAGCAUUCACAAAACACUUCAAAUCGUUACGGCCGUGAGUCGCCAGCCAGCGAGUGUGAAACUUGUCAUCAUCAGCAUUCAAAGGUCCAACGCUUUGCCAAACCACCAACUGUAUUCAUUCAGGUAGUGGCAGAGGAAGUCGGACGACGCGUAAAUUGAAGAGCGAAAGACACCAAAGCGGCCCGGG